GCCAGAAUCGCAUCUAUUUUUAGUAACAGCCUCAUUUGCAUAAUUAUGUAAAUUCAUUAUAAAACCAAGGAAAAAUCCAACUUUUAAUGCCUUUUAAGAACUACCCAAAAGCAUAUUAAAUGGGGUAGUUGAGUUUUUAGAGUAAUGUCAGGUGGAACCCUUCCAUUUUCCUAUGUAAUGGUCAAUCCAAAUGAAAAUUUAAACGAUUUGGCACUUUGCCAGGAGCACGGACACAAAUGCGGGUUUUUUCAUACCUGAAUUUACAUGGUUUUCAUUUGCUUGUAACUUGCAAGACCUAUUCCAGAUAUGUUUGCAACUUAUAUCAGUUUGAACUAUGGGGUAUGAUUUAUUACAAAACAAAAUAUUAAGCUUGGCAAAUGACUAUUAUAUGUUUAUUUUUACCUUGGAAGAUUGGUAAUUUUAGUCCCCUAUUGACAAAUUUUGAUUUCAUUUUAAUUGAAUUCUAAACACAAUUGGAAAUAAAAUGACACAUUUAAUCAUUUGGAAAAGUCAAAUAAAGUAACUAAAACAUGUAAAUAAGAAGUGUUUGUACCGCAAGUGCAAAAGUCACUAAAUUGUCUGGAACUAGUGAGUCAUCUUUUAUGUUUUUCUGUGGACUUAUCUCCCUUGGGUAAAGUCUUCACUCCAAAAUGUCAGCUUCCAGUGAUGGUUUGACAGACGACAUUUACAGUGAAGUUUGUGACUUUUCCUAUCUUGGUGGAGGAUGUGGGAUAUCCCAUCACUAUUCAUCUUCACCUAAUACACUUUUUAAAGUAUAUGAAUGCACCAAACCUACUACUAUUCACCUCAAACGUCUGAAUAGUAGUGAAAGCUGUGAUUUUCCAGAAGGGCUACUUAUCCUGUAUAGGACUGGUAUUUUUACAAUAGAUGCAACAACAACUCAGCUUAGCAUAUGUCCUAAGCACAGGGACUUCUAUGGUAUCCAUUGGAAAAAUAAGAGUGCCCGAUGUCAACAUCCAGACCACCCCUCUUCCAGCAAAGCCAAGGCUGACCGAGGAUCUUCACCUUUGUUGUGCAAGCAGAACUGGCUGUAUACCCGACAAAUUAUUCCCGUAGGAACAGGACUUUGCAAGCAAUGCUCAAUAAAGAUGAAGAAUUUUGUUAAAAGUGACAAGACACAGGUCAAACUAAAUAUAGAAGAUGUUGGACUUUGCAAGCAAUGCUCAAUAAAGAUGAAGAAUUUUGUUAAAAGUGACAAGACACAGGUCAAACUAAAUAUAGAAGAUGUUGGACUUUGCAAGCAAUGCUCAAUAAAGAUGAAGAAUUUUGUUAAAAGUGACAAGACACAGGUCAAACUAAAUAUAGAAGAUGUUGCCAAUGAGAAAUUUUAA
Messenger RNA from Mytilus trossulus (common blue mussel), 1352 nucleotides. RefSeq lists its product as uncharacterized. The transcript has 5 exons. NCBI's taxonomy places the organism in Eukaryota, Metazoa, Mollusca, Bivalvia, Mytilida, Mytilidae. The coding region runs from base 651 to 1352 and encodes 233 amino acids. The record is from RefSeq and is a predicted model, not a curated record.